Molecule: messenger RNA, 991 nt
Organism: Prunus avium (sweet cherry)
Lineage: Eukaryota; Viridiplantae; Streptophyta; Magnoliopsida; Rosales; Rosaceae
Product: universal stress protein A-like protein
Molecular function (GO): AMP binding
Source: RefSeq, a predicted model, not a curated record
AGUAACAGAAGCGCGCAUGUUAGCAUCCUUUUGUAAAUAUAAACUAUCGUACGCCCCAAUGAGUGGUGCGCGCACUCGGGUUUAUGGCUUGCAAAUUAAAUACAAAACGGGGAAACAAUAGAGCAGCCAGUGUUUCAGCUUGCUUACCGACUUAGUCACCAGAGAGAGAGAGAUAGAGUUGGAGGUGAGCGAGGGAGUGACUCAGUGAGCGAAGAAGAUGGAGGGUGAGCCAACUCGGAUAAUGCUGGCAGUGAACGAGUCGACGAUCAAGGGGUACCCGCACGCCUCCAUAAGCAGCAGAAAGGCCUUCGAGUGGACUCUGCAGAAGAUCGUCCGCUCCAACACCUCUGGCUUCAAGCUCCUCUUCCUUCAUGUCCAAGUCCCUGACGAAGACGGUUUUGAUGACAUGGACAGUGUCUAUGCAUCACCUGAGGAUUUCAAAAAUCUGAGGAAUAGAGACCGCGCCAGAGGGCUUCAUCUGCUGGAGUUCUUUGUUGAAAGAUGUCAUGCAAUUGAGGUUGGUUGUGAAGCAUGGAUCAAAAAGGGGGAUCCCAAGGAAGUAAUCUGUCAUGAGGUGAAGCGUGUGCGGCCAGACUUUCUGGUUGUGGGCUGCCGGGGCCUUGGUCCUUUCCAGAGGGUUUUUGUUGGGACAGUGAGUGAAUUUUGCGUGAAGCAUGCUGAGUGCCCUGUGAUCACAAUCAAGCGCAGCGCAGAGGAAACACCUCAGGAUCCUGUUGAUGACUGAGUUUUCCUGGAAUGUGCAUGUUUGAAUUCUUUAAUUCUGUCCAGUCACUUUCUACAUCAGACCCUUGUGUACCUAAACACCAACUGGGAACAAAUUAGAUGUAUUGCUUCUGUUUGCAAUUAUGCACAGACGAAGAAUUACGGCGAAAUGUACGAAGGAACUUGGAUAUUUUGUGUUAGUUUGGGCGUUCAUUUUAGGAGCUUUCUUGUUUAUGAUAUAAUAUUAGGAGCUUUAUUGUUUAUCAUA